UUUUUCUUCGCGCUCGCAGCACUGCGUGGAAUGUCUACUCAAAAUUUCGUUCAAUAUUCCAUUUAGCAUGAAUGGCUAUACAAGCAAGCACAGACCAGAGGUAGUUUGAGAGGCAAUAUGAAUGUAUACGUUCUACGACACCAAUGCAGCCGUGAAUUGAGCAUAAAGCAUUGAGACAAGAGAGACAGCUUGUUCUGUGUAGCCAUUUUUGUUACAACGCAGUUUAACGCGUCACUUUGAGUGUUGGGUUUGAAAUAAUAAUUGAUGUUUUUUCAUAACAUAAAACUUUUCCGAUUUCCUAUGCUCUGCGGAUCAAAUGAUUAUUUUGUAGAACUCAAAAUGCAAACGAAAGAAAUGUGAACUGAUUAUGCUAUGCUUUUGGAUAUGUGGAUUAUUUUUAAACAUGAAAAUAGUGGUUGGACUUCACGUUACCAGAGAAAAUUGGAAGAAAAGUAAGGUUGCAUUCAGUUAAGUGAUCCCUCAAAAUACAAGAGCUACAACAACAACCCCAUCUAUAGCAGCAGCAUGCACCGAAAAAGAGGAUGAAGUAGUAAAUAUUUGUGGAUGUGUUUGUGAAAACGAAAUUUGACUGCGAGAAAUAUUAUAGUGUUCGUGUUUAAUAGUAUUGUGUUUAUGGUAGAAAUUGAAAAAAGUAAAACAUUUAAAAAAUAUACUAAAUAUCUGCUAAAUAAGGGAAACAAAAUAAGUGCGCAUACAAAUAUGGAAUUGAUCAUUGUAUUCUAAAUCAAAUUGCAGUGCAAGUAUUUGGUUUAAUAAUAGUGUGGCAAGCUAGAAAAUAAUUUAAAAAUGUCCAUUGGAGGAAGGUGACGAUACGUUCACCUUUGAAUUAUUUUACUAGCUUUUUGAAGAGGAAAACUCGCAGUUUGGAGAGAAAGGUGUAAAUGUGCUUGAGUUGUUUUUGAUUGUGUGAUGGUGUAAGAAGAAAUGAAUUUGUAAGGUAGCGAACAUAAGCCAAUGAUGAUUAAGUACGACGGUAAUUUAAAAAGCUUGGAAGCUAUUGAGUGAAUGAUUUUAACGUGCAAUGUAUGAAUUACCAUCAAUGCUUCAAGAUAGUGCAAAAGAAUAAACAAAACAAAAUCUCUCAAAAGGUGAAAUGGAAUAACCCAACAACAUUAUUUUGGAAGAUUACAUGAAUUGAAAAACAACAAUUGGAAAUUUUUGCGGAAGAACAACGAUUGGAAAUUCUGCAGAUUUACGUUUCUGUUUACUUGGAAUCCUAACAAUUUGAAGGAAAACGCAGUUUUUGCUAGCAAGGAAGAAAUUGAUAGGAAAUUUUAAAACCCGCGGAAUUCUUAAAUAAAUUGCUUAAAAUGGUCUUUUUGGCCCAGGGGCCGGGGCCCUUCGUCUCCCGCCGUGACGUAUAUGAGAACAACAGAACCGAUGUAGCAUCUGGAUACAGCAACCAAAUUGCCAUUUUAUCCAACAUUUGCAACAAGAAUCAAAUUCAACCACUACCAGAAAUUGCAGCCAAGGUCUCGUUAAUGCGUUUUGAUUUUUCUUCGUCAUUGUUUUUAAACUUUAGCGAAGAAAAACUAACGUCUUUCGAGGGCCCGCCAGCAGCGGAGGCCCUUCUCGCUUUUUCUGCAUGGAUUCAAUGAAACGCAGCGAGGCAAACAGCAGCCACCACCAAAACAAGGUGGUUUUAACAAACCAAGGAACAGACAGCAAUAGCAAAAUAAAUUGUAGCGGUAGUAAUUUUAACAAUAACACUGUAAGUAAUAAGCAGCAACACCAAACGGCGUCCUUGAAUCAAGAAUCCACGCUGCCAAACACGUCAACUUCAUCGACGUCAACAACCAGUGAUAUCCACAAAGAUUCCAACUUUGAGUACGACGAUAACGAGUGGGAUGUUGGUAUAGGUGAUCUGAUCAUUGAUCUAGACGCAGAUAUAGAGAAAUCAUCAGUUAACAACCAACAGCAAGAAAUACAAUCAGGAACAAUAUUGAUUGGUGAAAAUUCUUCGCAACCAACGUCGGAACCAAUCUUACCGUCACUUCCAUCUGUAGGUUCUCUCGACGUACUUGGUAGUGACAGCAAUAAAGCGAGCCUAAAGAAAUCACAAAACGCACUUUCGUCACCAAUUCCAUCAAAAGAUUGUGAUUCUUUAGGAGCAAGUGCAGUGAAAGAAGAUCUUCCACCUAAUAGUGCAAAACUCCUGAUUUCGAAAGCUACGUCUGUGAAAGGAGGAACCACGUCUUCAACACCAUCCAAGCAUCACUCCUCCUCUUCCUCUUCCUCUUCUUCCUCCUUACCAUCGGUGACUUCGUUUGCUUCUGGACAUCAUCUUCAUCAUCACUACCAUCAUCAUCAUCACCAUCACAAAUCGAACAGCAGCGUAGAUUCUAGGAAUCAACACACAACUAACCUAUCAAAACAUUCUGUGCUACUCAGUCAACUAAACAGCAUAAGAAAUUCCAACUCUUCACCCUUUGAAACAUCUGGAUUGAAACAUAAGCACAGUUCCAGUACUUUUAGUAGCAGGUUAAGCAACAUGUCCUCCACGAACAAUAGUUCGGGUGGUAAAUCAGCCACUAAAUUAGCUGUAGAUCAUCAAGCUACGCUUGACAAAGGAUUAAAGAUGAAGAUUAAACGUACUAAGCCUGGCACGAAAACGUCGGAAGCUAAGCAUGAAAUCGUGAAAGCUGAACAAAACGGUACAAGUUCACUAUCGUCAUCUGCGGAUGAAAAUAAUGGUAAUAGCAACAGUAGUUCCAACUCGAGCAACAAGAAACACUCGUCACAAUCGCAGUCCCAAGCACAAGUGGCCAGCUCAACUAUACAACAGCAGUCGCAACAGGGAUCGAAACGAGGUAGCAGUGGGCAUCGUCGAGAUAAGGCGAAGGAAAAGACCACACACCACAAUCAGCGGGAGAAAAAUGAGCACAACAGUACCAGUACUGGCAAUAGCACACCAUCAGGUGUUGAUCGGUCUUGCAGUUGUACGCAUGAAAUUCAAAUCAACGGAAUUCAACAACCUUGCUCUGGUGCAUUCUGCAUAAAGAGUAAAACCUCAGAUCAACAAAUGACUUCGCUAACGCAGCGGUUAUCAAAUCAAAACAACUCGAGUACAAGCACUACAAAUAGUUUAUUUUCUUCGAAUUCUAAUACGGGUUCCUCGUUAAGUAGUAUUAGUAGUAGUAGUAAUACUCCGAAUGCUCCUGGUCCACCGUCCUCUAAGGACAACAUUAAGAAUAAACCUGCAGUACCAAUCAUAAUACAUUCAUCAUCACAGAUCUCUUCCGCGGCGGCCGCAAACAACUCACAGUUAUCAAACCUCCAACACUCUACCUCAUCUAGUGGUAGCAGUAGUGGCGGUAGUGGUAACAGCAAUAGUUCCAAUAGUAGCAGUACCAUUUCCAGUUCCAGCGGAAGCAGUAGUAAUUCAGCGAAUAACGUAUUGAAAUCGCAGCUACAAUCUACGACGCCACCGUCCAGUUUACUGAAUGUGUUGGCGUCGCGUACAUUAUCUGCGACUGAAUCGUCAUCUUACGGAAGUGCUUCAUCUUCAACAUCGACCAGUGGUUCACUGUUAUCCAGUGGAGAGUCAAGUUCGGUGUUGUUGAAGGAUGACAAGACCAGCACCAGUCCUCCUCCCGCAAAACGCCACAAAUUUGAUCCAAAAGAUAUGGUGGACGUGUGUGUUGGAACAUCUGUUGGUACAAUAACUGAACCAGACUGUCUAGGUCCAUGUGAACCAGGUACGUCUGUUACGUUAGAAGGUAUUGUUUGGCAUGAAACCGAGGGAGGAGUGUUAGUUGUUAAUGUAACAUGGCGCGGUAAAACAUACGUCGGUACUCUGAUAGACUGUACAAAACAUGACUGGGCACCACCACGAUUUUGUGAUUCACCAACUGAAGAGUUGGACUCGCGAACACCGAAGGGACGAGCUAAACGUAAUCGCGGCUCAGCGUUGUUUCCCGUUAACGACCUUAGUAAUUUCACCGAAACCCGAAGCUCUAUGCAUAGCAAGUUGCGGAAUGGUGGAACGAAAGGUCGGGGUAGCCGUGCUACACCAACAACAACUGCUGACUCAAGUUCGGUGAAGACAACAACAACCUCAACAUCUACAACGGGGAGUUCGUCAAGUGGCACAAACACAAGUGUAAGUUUAAAUACUCCCUCAACGUCUCCGGUCGCCUUUUUGCCGCCACGGCCUGAGAAACGGAAAUCGAAAGAUGAGUCUCCCUCACCUGUGAAUGGUGGUAGCGGAAGUACUAGUAGCAGUAUGAGCGGCAGUGUGAUAAAUUCUAGUAACGUAAAUAAUGCAAAUAUGACUUGCAUGGCCAAUAGCACACUAGGUACGCAAAGUGUAGUCAACCCAAUGACAGGACUGAACGUGCAAAUUUCAACCAAGAAGUGCAAGAGCACAGCGUCACCAUGUACGAUAUCCCCAGUAUUGUUGGAAUGUCCCGAACAAGACUGUAGCAAAAAGUACAAACACGCCAAUGGUCUGCGAUAUCAUCAAAGUCACGCGCAUGGUAGCGUCUCGUCGAUGGAUGAAGACUCUUCACAUCCACCUGAAUCACCACAACGGGUAGCACCACCAACAACGCCGUCACCAUUACCUACAGUACAGUCCACGAAUGUUCUAACGAUACCAACUUUAACUGCGGUCUCAAUGACAACAAACACUUCUGCAUCGACAACAACCACUUCAACUAGUAGUGCUCUCCAAGCAACAGUUUCUGUAGCUGUGACGUUGAAUGCUAGUCAAAAUGCAACCACAACCACAAUGACAACGAAAACAACAACGGCGGCUACUAGCAGCACGACAACCAAUCCACCAUGUUCCGCACCUUCACCGAGUCUGCUUAUGACAGUUAAUGUGUCGUCUGUUCCUGUACCCAUAUCGACGUCACACUCGAUACUCACAACCACCACAUCAGCAUUGCCAGUUACAUCUGCUGCUGAUUCUCAACCCACUGCCACAUCGCCUUCUAUUGCAGGGGGUAGCAUUACGACUGGUGUUGCAGGACAACCCCAGCCACAUGUGAUGCCAGCGAGCAGCUCAACAUUAUUGAGCUCUGCUUUGAACGGUUCUGCUCUUUCGGUGCCAAUAUCAUCACAAUUACAAUCAGGUCAAGUUCAGACACCGUCACCUCAGCAGCAGCAAUCGUUAGCCCUACAGGCCAAUAACAACGGUGUUGCUACGACUCCUACACGAUGUGAUCCCAGUGCAAAAUGUAAACCUGGUAUAUUGCGAUUUGGACCACUUCAUGGAGAAGUUGACCACAACGCACGGCUUACACCAGUUGCACAAGGCUCAUCCAACAUUCCUGGAACUCCGGGAUCGAAUGUAUCAAAUGUGCAACCAAGCACUCCCGUAAGGCCUUCGAAUGUGGGUGUCACAGGGGGAAUUUUAGCAAUGCAACCGGCUACUCCGGGAACACCCGAAGGUUCAAACAUGAAGUCACAGAAUUGUUCUAAACAAAAGAAAAAUCGUAAAUCACCUGGUCCAUCUGAAUUUGACGUUGCAGCAGCAAAUCGGGCAGAGGAUGUUCAAAGCCCAGCUUAUAGUGAUAUCAGUGACGAUUCUGCACCAGUGGUGGAUGCUAGUGAUUUAGAUAAAUCGAAGGGUCCGUCUUUGCCAGAUGUACAAAAAAAACCUAACGAAGCAGGUCAACUAGGUCCAUUAUCCGGCUAUGGAAUGUAUCCCUACUAUCCCGCUAUGCCUCAUCAGUCUUCGUACUAUUCUUCGGACCAUCCAGGAAAACCACCUGGAUUAGGUCAUUCACCAUUGGGACCGAAUGCUGCAGUAGAUUACAAAAGCAAAGAGCCGCCACUUGAUCUUAUGAACAAACCAAAUCAGCACCAGCAUCAGCAGCAACAACACCCACCUCCACCACAACCGGGACAACCUCCACAUCUACAACUUCCACCAGGGGAAGCUAAUGCUCAGCCAAACAAAGACUGCCCGACCGGACCUCCGGCACAUGCUGGAGCAGGGAAAAUGAUGCAACAUUUCUAUCCUUAUGGGUACGUAAGGCAUGUUUUUUUAUGUAAAGCUGUGACGUCUACGUUUAAUGCGUAUGAUUCAUAGUAGAAGCAUUACACAAGCCCGAAUCGUUUGAAAGUGCAUGGUCUGAUUUUGAGCCUAGUAGCAGAAUUAGGGGCAUUAUAAACUCCCAGGGUAGAUUGGACACCCGCUAUAUUUUCCAAAAUAUCAACAUGAAUUGAAUGAGUAAUUUAACGAGUGAACUAAUUUUAAUAUGUUCCUAAUCACCGUAAAUUCAUGAAAAAACGCACAGGCUUUCUGUAUGCUGAAAAGUUCUCACACCUAUCACCAAAUGAGAUGUGGCGAGCAGAUGACGGUAAUUAGACUGCAAUUAUCGUGUGGAAUAUUAAAUUGUUUUGUUGUUCCCACAUAUAUCGUUGAUUAAUUUUCGGUAGGUACAUUAAAAUAAUCAAAAAAUAA
Messenger RNA from Ochlerotatus camptorhynchus, 6436 nucleotides. It is a transcript of the gene sbb, whose product is annotated as scribbler. Gene Ontology annotation, biological process: regulation of transcription by RNA polymerase II. Lineage: Eukaryota; Metazoa; Arthropoda; Insecta; Diptera; Culicidae. Gene Ontology annotation, cellular component: nucleus. The transcript is spliced from 8 exons. The coding region runs from base 1607 to 6061 and encodes 1484 amino acids. The record is from RefSeq and is a predicted model, not a curated record.